This is a messenger RNA of Hibiscus syriacus, 909 nucleotides long. Its product is annotated as G-box-binding factor 4-like. Gene Ontology annotation, molecular function: DNA-binding transcription factor activity. Gene Ontology annotation, biological process: positive regulation of DNA-templated transcription. NCBI's taxonomy places the organism in Eukaryota, Viridiplantae, Streptophyta, Magnoliopsida, Malvales, Malvaceae. The record is from RefSeq and is a predicted model, not a curated record. Gene Ontology annotation, cellular component: nucleus.
AUGGUCAUAUUUGGAUCGUUCGGAUUUAGAUUUGGAUUGGGUGAAGGAAUAGGAGCUUCUGAGGUUCAAGCUUUAGCGGAUUUUAAUAACAAUGUUGUGAGAAGUGUGGACGAGGUUUGGAGGAAAAUUGUAUCGGGCGAGAGGAAAGAGAUCACGAUGAAAGAGGAGGCGCCGAACGAGAUGGUGACUUUGGAGGAUUUCUUGGUGAAGUCUGGUGCUAUGGAGGAAAAGGAGGAGGUUAAGUUGCAUGCGAAUAGGUUGAAUGGUGGAGUGUACCCGAUCGAUCCAGUGGGAGGGGGUGCGUUUCAGAUAUUGGAUAAGAUGGAGGGGUCAAUUGUUGGGUUUGGGAACGGGAUGGAAGUUAAUGGGAGUGGAGGUGGUUGAGGAGAGGGAAGAGGGGUUUUAGUGGAGCCGUUGGAUAAAGCAGCACAACAGCGGCAGAUAAGGAUAAUUAAGAUCAGGGAAUUUGCUGCCCGGUCCCGGGAAAGGAAACAUGCAUACCAAGUUGAAUUGGAAUCAUUAGCCGUAAAACUGGAAGAGGAGAACGAGUGGCAUUUGAAAGAAAAUGAUGAGAGAACUAAGGAAAGAUUUAAGCAGCUCAUGGAGAAGGUGGUUCCAGUUGUGGAACAGCGAAGACCAGCGCGUCUGCUACAAUGUUACAACAACCCAGGUUGGGCCCAAUUUACAAACUCAGAUUACAACAAAUUCCGGAGCCCAGAAAAUCAACAGCAAUCAGACCCGGACCCGGUUGCAGACCCAUACUCGUGCCAGUUUCAGCUCCUACAUGAGGCCAGCACGCCCGAGCAACGCCCAUACUCUGUUGCUCCUGCACCCCCGCGCUUCACCCAUGCCUCUCAUGUUAACCAAGUGUUUCAGAUGCCAUGCCCCAAUAAAGAUUCCAACAGCUAA